AAAGGUCAGUACAAUCCUGUACGCGGUACGACCGAGCUCCAGAGCCAUGGCGAUGUUUGGGAAGGUUUUGGAGCCAGUGGGCUACAUGCAAACUGUGAGGGUCCUGGUCCAGGGCAUCUGCUCCUAUCUGGGCGGCAGCGCCACAGCCGAGGAGACCGAGUUGACCAAGAAGAACCUGGACCACAUCGACCAGGAGCUGGGGUCUUCGGGUCACGGCCUGCUGGAGGACCGGGAGGUCCACCGGCUGGAGGACGACCUGGCGGUGGUCUACUACCAGCUGGGCGCCGUGGUCAGGGCCCAGGCGAACUUCACCAAGAAGGAGACGGAGGUGUUCCUGCAGUACGUGCAGGACUACCGCCUGGAGCGGCAGCUGACGGCGCUCUACAGCCGCCUGAUGGGCGUGUCCGCGCUGACCGACCAGCCCACCCUGCUGGAGGAGGUCAUACUGACGCGCAAGCCCAAACGCUGGGAGCUGAAGGAGUUCUGCGUGAAGAUAAACUUCGUCCUGGGCACCGGGCUGCUGUGUCUCUUCACGCAGGCCUCCCUGACGGGCCGAGACCAGGCCCUGCUGAUGAAGACCUGGUCCGAGCGCAUGGGCGCCCUCUACAGGAAGAUGAAGAACACGGGCGGCCGCUGCCUGGGCUACUUCCUGGAGCAGGCGGAGGGGGACAUCCGCCAUCAGCUCGGCGAGGCCGUGCAGGACCGCGCGCCGCCCGAGCAGGCGGCCGCCAGCAUCCUGAAGACCCUGGAGAAGAACUACGACUGGCUGCGCUGGGCGGUGAUGCUCCACCCGGCCGUGGGCGGCGUGGAGGACGUGCAGGAAGGCGAGGAGACGCGGGAAGAAAAGGAAGGAGCGCAGGAGGAGCAGCAGCCCAACAAUUUGCUGUCGGUGGCGUCCGCAGCGCCGAUCCCCCACGUGGUGGCGUGCUACCGGGACACGCCCACCUCGCUGGACAAGAGCCGCAUCCACCAGCUCAUCGUGGACCUGGAGUGGAAGAUGCCCAACCCGCCGCCCGAGGUGUACGCCUCCAUCGAGGAGGACCCGGGCCGGGCGCGGCGCUACCUGGCCUCGCGCAUGCUGGAGAAGCUGCAGGAGGGGCUGGGCGCGGGCGUGGCCGUCCACGUGGUGCCGGGCAGGAUGGAGAUGAAGUGCAACUUCCCUCAAGCCUCGUACUACCUCUACGAGUACAAACACCGGCUGGCCUCCGGCACCGUGUGCGUGUUCGGGUGAAAGGAAACAACGUGCUGUUUUCGUAAUCAUGUUACAGUGGCAGCUUUAUUAUUAUUAUUUUAUUGCUUUAACACUUGACAUGAACCUGUCUCGUGUAAUAUUGCUUCCAAUAAAUGUCAUUGUAGAGAAAAGGAA
Scophthalmus maximus (turbot) is the source of this 1366-nucleotide messenger RNA. RefSeq lists its product as uncharacterized. The record is from RefSeq and is a predicted model, not a curated record. NCBI's taxonomy places the organism in Eukaryota, Metazoa, Chordata, Actinopteri, Pleuronectiformes, Scophthalmidae. The transcript has 5 exons. Bases 47 to 1231 code for a protein of 394 amino acids.